This is a messenger RNA of Coffea eugenioides, 1462 nucleotides long. RefSeq names its product U-box domain-containing protein 27-like. The coding region runs from base 101 to 1390 and encodes 429 amino acids. Gene Ontology annotation, biological process: protein ubiquitination. NCBI's taxonomy places the organism in Eukaryota, Viridiplantae, Streptophyta, Magnoliopsida, Gentianales, Rubiaceae. Gene Ontology annotation, molecular function: ubiquitin protein ligase activity. The transcript has a single exon. The record is from RefSeq and is a predicted model, not a curated record.
UCUCCUCCAUUCCCACCAAAACUUGUUUCUCCGAAACUCAUUGAGCUACUAGCCGAGUCAAGAUAGCUUUCAACUCGGUGCAAGAAUCCCAACAAAAAAAAUGGUCAGAAAAAGGAACGAUUUAUGCAUAACGGUGCCGAAUUUUUUCCGUUGUCCAAUCUCAUUAGACGUGAUGAAGUCACCGGUCAGUCUCUGCACCGGAGUAACGUACGACCGGAGCAGCAUUCAGCGGUGGCUGGACGGCGGCAAUAAUACUUGUCCGGCCACCAUGCAAGUUCUUCAAUCCAAAGAUUUGGUCCCAAAUCACACUCUCCAACGGCUCAUCCAGAUCUGGUCCGACUCGUCCAGGACUCGGUCACCGGCCACCGAGUCAACCGCCGUGAACUCGGUCACCCAGGCUGAAGCCAAAUCCAUAAUUCAACAGCUCAAGAGCAAUCUCCUCCUUCCCCCGGGCUCCCAUGGGGAAAAUAUUUCUGGGUUCAUCUCAAUCAGCCUCCAAUGCAUGGGUAGAUUAAUCCUUUUCGCCAAACAAUCGGAGGAAAAUUCAAAUUUCCUUUCGUCGGGAGGUUCGGAGCUUUUGCCGGCGCUAGUUUCAAAUUUUUCCAAGCUUCCCAUGCAAAUUCAGGCCAGCGAAAAAGUUUUCCAGCUUUCUUACGUGCUUUUUAAAAAUCACAAGUCCGCACUGGAGCAACAAGAAAUGAUCAUCGACGACAAGUUCGUCGGCGCCAUGUUAAACUUUCUCCAGCUAGGGAGUCGAGAAUUCAGAAUUUCCGUCGCAAAACUACUAAAAAUCAUUGCGAAUUUGAGCAGCGAAAAAAGACACCUGCUAGGUGAAAACGACGACGUAUACAGGGGCUUGUUGAGAUUAAUGAUGAGUUCCGAGUGGGAUCAAGAAGCCAUGGAAAGUUGUUUAUCUUGUUUGCUAACAAUUUCAAUGCCAAAGAAAAACAGACUCAGGCUUGUACGUAGUGGAGCAGUGGUUGUACUUUCAAAAGCGUUAGAUGAGGCUGAAUUAAGCGUUGGCUCAACUGAAAAAGUGUUGAAAUUGCUUGAAAUCGUGUCAACUUGUAAAGAAGGAAGAGUGGAAAUUUGUGGGAAUGAGAAAUGUGUGGAGGCAAUAGUGAAAAAAGUGCUCAAGGUUUCAACACUGGCAACUGAACAUUCAGUUACUAUACUGUGGAGUUUGUGCUGUUUGUUUAGGGAUCAAAGGGCACAAGAAGCUGUGACAAAGAGUAAUGGGAUGGCAAAGAUUUUGUUGCUGAUGCAAAGCAAUGUUUCAGGAGCAGUGAGACAAAUGUGCAGUGAUUUGCUUAAGGUUUUCAGGGUUCAAUCUAGGAAUUCUUGUUUAUCAAGUUAUGAUACUAAGACUACUCAUAUCAUGCCAUUUUGAUGUUUUGUGGGAUUUUGUGAUCUGGGAUGUAGAAUUUGGAUGAGGGUUGAAGAAAGGGGCAGUUUUUUUUUU